CGCUGCGUCACACCAAACCCAUCCCAGAAAGAAAAAAAAAUCGUUUGCCAAUUCACAAACAACGAUCGAUCUCCUGGGUGUAUGAAGACGAUUCCUUCUCAAUUGCUCAUUCGGUUUGAAUCGAUUUGAAUUUCGGUUCAAAUUGAUCGGUUGCAGCUAAAUUUACAUAUAAAAAACGAAUAUCAUUUCCGUCGCUACUUAGUACCGUGAGGUUCAUCGAAGCUAAAACUAGUGCACAUUUUUAUCGAGUGUAUCAGAGUGUAAAGAUCGAUUUUAGAGCCUAGCAAAGAUGUCUGAUGCCCCAGCCGAUGCACCGCCCGCUGAAGCUCCAGCUGAUGCUCCUCCAGCCGAAGGCGAAGGUGGCGAAGCCCCAGCCGAAGGCGAAGCAGCACCACCAGCAGGACCAAGUCAACCAUCAGAAAAUCCAGUCUUUACAUUGUUCUAUUUCAAUGUAAAAGCAUUGGCUGAACCAAUCCGCUUCUUGUUCGCAUACGGAGCUCAAGAAUAUGAGGACGUUCGUGUAACACGUGACGAAUGGCCAGCUUUGAAACCAACAAUGCCAAUGGGACAAAUGCCCGUGCUUGAAGUCGAUGGACAUCGUGUGCAUCAGAGCAUUUCAAUGGCUCGCUAUGUGGCGAAACGUGUCGGCUUGGGUGGAUCCAACGAUUGGGAGAAUCUUCUGAUCGACACAGCCGUUGAUACAGUCAACGAUUUUCGCUUAAAAAUUGCCGUCGUCUCCUACGAACCGGACGAUGAGGUUAAAGAGAAGAAAAACAUUACACUAACAACAGAGGUCAUUCCAUUCUACUUGGAGAAAUUGGAUGCCAUCGCACAAGACAACCAAGGGCACUUGGCUCUCGGUCGAUUGACCUGGGCUGAUGUUUACUUUGCCGGUAUUUUGGAUUACCUCAACUACAUGGUUAAAGCCGAUUUGAUUGAAAAAUACCCGAAUUUGAAGCGUCUUGUGAACGGUGUGAAUGACUUGGAGCAAAUCAAAGCAUGGCUGGAAAAGAGACCACAAACCGAUGUCUAGAUUACUGCCAAACUCUCAUUUUAUGGCAACCCCGUCCUAUACUCACCACAUUUUACUAUUUAAACAAAAAAUUAACUCUUCUUUCUUUUUUAAAUUACAUUUUCUCUGUUGCCAGAACCGAAAUUUGAUAACAUAAAUAAUUCACGCAUGUAUUUUUACAAAUAUCCACAUUUAUUUGCAUUAUUGCAAUUUGAUUGUCAUUUCAAUUGCGAUUGAGUUGUAAAAACACAUUAAAUAUUAAACAAAUUAAAUAUUACCGUAUCCAUUUCUUUUGAAUCUGCUUAAUUUUCAAUGAUUUUUUCUUCUUCAAAAAUUCCAAUUAUCCAUUUUUGCCAUUAUGAUCCAUGAACCCAUUGGACCUCUUCGCUGAUCAACUAUCUUCGGGAGAGUGCUUCCAAACAGGUUUUCGUUUCUUGAUGAAACUUUGUAUUCCCUCCUGCCCAUCAGUGGUAGCUGCCAGAAGAAAAUUCAAAUUGAACUUAUUAAAGGAAUAAAUCGAAUGUCAUUUAUCCAAAAAAAAA
Molecule: messenger RNA, 1554 nt
Organism: Sitodiplosis mosellana (orange wheat blossom midge)
Lineage: Eukaryota; Metazoa; Arthropoda; Insecta; Diptera; Cecidomyiidae
Gene: GstS1
Product: glutathione S-transferase
Exons: 6
Coding region: 290-1033 (247 amino acids)
Biological process (GO): glutathione metabolic process
Molecular function (GO): glutathione transferase activity
Source: RefSeq, a predicted model, not a curated record